AUGAACAUAAUUAUGCUAGUGAGCAAGGGCAAGCAGGUGAUCAAACAUCCUUUGAUACCAACACCUUUGGUUAUCAAGAGCAAGCAGGUGAUCAAACAUCCUUUGAUACCAACACCUUUGGUUAUCGAGAGCAAGCAGGUGAUCAAACAUCUUUUGAUACCAACACCUUUGGUUAUCAAGAGCAAGCAGGUGAUCAAACAUCCUUUGAUACCAACACCUUUGGUUAUCGAGAGCAAGCAGGUGAUCAAACAUCCUUUGAUACCAACACCUUUGGUUAUCGAGAGCAAGCAGGUGAUCAAACAUCUUUUAUAUCAACAGUUCCAGUGA
Messenger RNA from Trichomonas vaginalis G3, 327 nucleotides. RefSeq lists its product as uncharacterized. Bases 1 to 327 code for a protein of 108 amino acids. The record is from RefSeq and is a predicted model, not a curated record. The transcript has a single exon. Lineage: Eukaryota; Parabasalia; Trichomonadida; Trichomonadidae.